AUGGAAGAUAAAGGAAAAAAAAAUAUUAGUGUAGAACUGAAAGAUAAAAAGAGUAAUAAAAAAAAGGAUAUCUUAAUUAUUAGAUGAAUUGUUUGAUUAAGGAGAUAAAUUUAAGAAUGAUUAGAUUAAAGAAAAUCACUAAAAGGAGUAAGAAAUUGAGAGUAUCUUUCCAAUAAUUAAUAAUGUUUAAAGAAGAUAAUUUUAGUAUUCAAAAUACAGAACAGAAAUAUUAACAUGUAAUAAUGAUAAUUUAAAAUUGAAAAAAGUAUUAAAUUCAAUGCCUCUUUAUAAAUAAGAAAAAAUAUAUGAAUUAAAAAAAAAGGUUUAAAAGACUUUGUUGAUAAGUAAUUCUAAAAAAUUAGAAUAAAACCAUUACUAUAAACAAUCUUGA
Molecule: messenger RNA, 391 nt
Organism: Paramecium primaurelia
Lineage: Eukaryota; Ciliophora; Oligohymenophorea; Peniculida; Parameciidae
Source: the annotation of a GenBank genome assembly